GCUGGGUCAGUCCGUGUUGUGCGCGGAGAGCGAGGUGAAGCGCUGCGGGGCUGAGCGGCUGGUUUCCCGGCGGGGUUUGGGACUGAGGAGCGCGGCUGGUCGAGUCUCGGGAUUAGUGUGGGAACAGCGCGGGGUUCAGUGAUUAAUGAUACCGUAUCGUGUCAGUAAGAAGAAGCUGAAUUUGGGUGUUUUUGAGGAAAGCGAGCUGAGCUAACCUGUUGUCAGAGAGCGGCUGGAGAAGUUGGUCAUGUCUGGAUCGUUCUGUAAAAGUUUGUACGCCUUCAGCGGAGAGCAGCAUCAGCAGGGGCUGAAGUUCGAGGUCGGGGAGAUGAUCAGGAUAACCCAGGCUUUACCUGGAGGAUGGUGGGAGGGAGAGAAGGACGGAGAGAGGGGAUGGUUUCCCUCCAGUUACGUUCAGGUCGUGGAGAAGUCUGUGUCCAUGAGUGUGUUGCCUGGUGAAGAGCCUUGCCAAAGCCCCCUGCCCAAAGACUGGAAGAGCUACAUGUCACCACAAGGACGGAGAUACUAUGUCAACACGCUAAGCAACGAAACAACAUGGGAGAGACCAUCCAGUGUCCCUGGGACCCCCAAAACAUCACUGCGACACAAGAACUCUUUACCUGCGGUGAACGGAUUUCAUGGCAGCAGUAGCCCGUUGCAUCAGACGGAGCAGUCCCACAGUGUCCAGAGGAAGCCUAGCCUAGAUCAACAGAGCCUUGUGUCAACUUCACCAAGACGGCAGGAGCGUGAGACGUCUGUUACCAUCAAUUGCGUAACGUUCCCCCUCCCGCUACACAUGGCAGAGCAGCAGUUGCUCAAACCGGACGAGUGGAGCUACUGUGAUUAUUUUUGGGCAGACAGAAAGGACCCGCAGGGGAACGCCUCCAUCACAGGCUUUGAGGUGUUAUUGCAGAAGCAGCUGAAGGGGAAACAGAUGCACAAGGAGAUGGCUGAGUUUAUGAGGGAAAGGAUUAAGAUUGAGGAAGAAUAUGCCAAGAAUCUCCAGAAACUCUCUCAGAACCCGCUCGCAUCUCAGGAGGAAGGCACACUUGGAGAGGCCUGGGCUCAACUGAAGAAAAGCCUGGCAGACGAGGCUGAAGUUCAUCUCAAGUUCUCCUCUAAGCUGCAAAGUGAAGUGGAAAAGCCCCUAAUGGUAUUUCGAGACAAUUUCAAGAAGGAUAUGAAGAGGUUUGACCAUCACAUCGCUGACCUCCGGAAACAGCUGGCCAGCCGAUACGCUGCUGUGGAGAAGUCCCGUAAGGCCCUCGCAGACCGGCAGAAGGACCUGGAGGUUAAGACACAGCAGAUGGAGAUCAAACUGAGCAGUAAGAUCGAGGAGGACAUCAAGAAGGCCCGCAGGAAAUCCACACAGGCAGGGGAUGAUCUGAUGCGAUGUGUCGAUCUGUAUAACCAGUCUCAGUCGAAAUGGUUUGAGGAGAUGGUCACUACAAGUCUGGAGCUGGAGAGACUGGAGGUGGAGCGUGUGGAGAUGAUUAGAAAACACCUGUGCCAGUACACAACACUGCGGCAUGAGACAGAUAUGUUCAACCAAAGUACCAUGGAGCCAGUGGACAAACUGCUUCAGAUCGUGGACCCUGCUAAAGACAGAGAGCUGUGGGUGAAGGAACACAAGACGGGAGAGGCGAGGCCAGUGGACCUGGAGAUCUAAUGGAGAUUAAAGAAAAGACUGUAUUAUUAUCCCAGUGACGGAGCUGGCCCUGUGAGACUGUCCUUUUAGGUGCGUAAGCUGAAAAUCAGCCCUGGAACCUGGAGGCCCUGGAACAUAAACACCCUCCAUAAAUGAGGGCCAGUGAAUGGAACUGCUGUGUCUGAGAAGAUGGAGCUCUACUGACCAAAGCCGGUUGCUGUGUAAGCCACAGUUUAAAGCCAGUGAACCCUCAGCUUAAGAGUUCAGCCAAGGGUGGAUGACGUUGUUGGUUCAUUACAGGCUACGCAUUACCAAUUUUGAUUCACUGCUAUGUUAACACAUGGUCCCCCAUCCAAACAGUGUUGAUAAUAUUGUAGUCCUAUUUAUUAAUUAAGGGAUGGUUGGGAGAGGAGGGCUCAUAAACUAAAUCAGGCAGCAAAAAUGGGCUACUGACAAACACUGUUCACCUACAAAAGUGAAAAGAUUUAGGCACACCUAGUCAAAUUACAAAACGCACACAGUGUUUUGUUGUAAAUCCAGCUCUGGAAAAAAGAGACUACUUUAAAAUUAUGUUUUCCUUGAUUUUACCAAAUUGAAAACCUCUGGAAUAUAAUGAAGAGGAAGAUGGAUGAUCACAAGCCAUCAAACCAAACUGAACUGUUUGAAUUUUUGCACCAGGAGUGGCAUAAAGUUAUCCAAAAGUAGUGUGUAAGACUGAUGGAGGAGAGCAUGCCAAGAUACACAAAAACUGUGAUUAAAACCAAGGUUAUUCAACCAAAUAUUGAUUUCUGAACUCUUAAAACUUUAUGAAUAUUAACUUAUUUUCUGCAAAUAAAUGCUCUAAAUGUCAAUAUAUUUAUUUGGAAUUUGGGGGAAAUGUCUAUAGUCUAUAGAAUAAAACAACAAUGUUAAUUUUACUCAAACAUAUACCUAUCAAUAGCAAAAUCAGAGUAACUGAUUCAGAAACUGAAGUGGUCUUAAUUUUUCCAGAGCUGUGUUCAGCAUCUAAAGAGAACACAUUUUUGCACUUUCUCAAAGCUCAGUACAGUUCCUUGGUGCAUCACAGCAAGCAGCAUUAUUAAAUGAUGAAAAACAAAACAGUAUCAAAAAAAUACAAAACGUGACUUGAAAUAAAACAUAAAAUGCCAUUCCUAUACUUUGGAAUAAAUGUUUUAGUUGGAGUAACAGACUUUCCCUGUACAGCUAAGUGACUUAAUGUCCUGCUCACAAGUUACUCCCUUGUGGAAGAUGAAUGAGGAGAAGCUGAUCAAUGACCAACCUUUAUUAAAUCAUUAAUAAUUAGAACUGUUAUCUUGCCUUAUAUUAACGACUUAAUUACUGAGGCACUUGCACCUCAGUGCUUCAUUUUUCUGGGCUGUGCAGUGCUGCUUACUGUUACUUUGUGAGUGAUGGCCUGAAGUGUGUUCUCUUUAGGCGUUUUUUUUUCAUGGUAAAUUAUAAAGUUUCUAAAGUGUCUAAAUAUCUUCAUUUAUCUUCACUGUCAUGAAAAAAAAUCUUACAUGUCUAUUUUCAGUCAUUUUUCUCUUUUUGACAUUCUGACAGUUGUCCUAUACGUUGUGUUAAACUUUCAUGUUAAAUGGACCAAUAGAAUUUUCCAUAAUGACUUGAAAUAUAAAAAUUGGCCACUGAAUGAAGAUAGGUGUACCUGAUAAACUGUCAACUCAGUGUAGAUCAUUCUUUAUCUCUCUCUCUCUCUAUCCCCUCUCACUCUCACUUACACUCCAGGGCCCUGCAAUAUUACAAAAAUAUAAACAGCAACAUGUAUUUAUUUUUUUACGAGUUAACCAGAUAAGGGAUACACAUACAUAAAGAGAAUGUUUACACACAUCAGUUUUAAAGUGUUCUCACUCUCAUAGAGAACUGCUGCUGCUACAGAAUUAUUCAUAAACACGCCCUUCUCUACGGUG
Molecule: messenger RNA, 3576 nt
Organism: Astyanax mexicanus (Mexican tetra)
Lineage: Eukaryota; Metazoa; Chordata; Actinopteri; Characiformes; Acestrorhamphidae
Gene: gas7b
Product: growth arrest-specific 7b
Exons: 14
Coding region: 248-1669 (473 amino acids)
Biological process (GO): neuron projection morphogenesis; actin filament polymerization
Cellular component (GO): plasma membrane; cytoplasm; actin filament
Molecular function (GO): actin filament binding
Source: RefSeq, a predicted model, not a curated record